Molecule: messenger RNA, 1839 nt
Organism: Stomoxys calcitrans (stable fly)
Lineage: Eukaryota; Metazoa; Arthropoda; Insecta; Diptera; Muscidae
Product: clavesin-1
Exons: 3
Coding region: 383-1378 (331 amino acids)
Cellular component (GO): membrane
Molecular function (GO): phosphatidylinositol bisphosphate binding
Source: RefSeq, a predicted model, not a curated record
CCAACCUCGUUUAGUUUGGUCAGAAACCUCAACAAAUUAACAAGCCCCCGAAAAAGUGAAGCGGAAAAUACAAAUACGAUAAAAUAAAUAAAAGUCAAAGGAAGAAGAAAAAAAAAAAAAAAUAAAGUGUUGAAUAAAAUAAAAUUUGAAAAACAAAAAAAUAAUACUAAACAUUUGUGAAUAGCAAUCAAAUAAUAAAUCAAAGCAAUAAAGUGGAAGAGUUUUAAAGAACAAACGACAUCGACAUUAAAGGCCAUUAUUUUACAAAAAAUAAAAAAAAAAAAUUAAUUAACACAUUUUGUGACAUCAAAUUUGUUAAGCCAGAGCUUGCAUAAAACACAUUUCAAGCCAAGAAAAACGUAGAAAAAUAAUAUAUAAUAAAAUGUUGGAAACCGAGCUUAUGCAACAACCCAAUCUCUCUGGCCCCAAGGAUGGCGAAGAUUUUGAUCCCUAUGUCUGCACUUUGAAUCCCGAGCUGAAGGCCGUUGCCAAAGAGGAACUUCAUGAGGAUGAGAAUAUUCGCAAACAAGCAGUGGCCCAAUUCCGCGAAUGGAUUGCCAAACACCCUCACAUUAAGAAAUGUCGCACCGAUACCAUUUUCCUUUUGCGUUUCUUGCGCACCAAGAAAUUCUCCGUACCAGCAGCCUGUGAAAUGUUGGAGCGUUAUUUAACCAUACGCCAAUUGUUUCCCCAAUGGUUCUCCAAGUUGGACAUUGAAGAUCCGGCCAUGAGUGAAAUAUUUGACAAUGGUUAUCUGGUACCCCUGCCCCAGCGUGAUGAGAAUGGUCGUCAGAUUAUUUUAUCGGUGGCCUCGAAAUUUGAUCCCUACACCUAUACGUCAGUGCAAAUGGCUCGCAUACAUUCAUUGAUCUGUGAAGCCUUGUUGGACGAUGAAGAGUCUCAGGUGGCCGGCUAUGUGCAUGUUAAUGAUGAAAGUGGCAUGCAUAUGGGUUUCGUAAGUCUCUGGUCGCUGACCGAUUUGAGAAGUAUUCUCAAGUGUAUACAGAAUUCAACACCCAUGCGUCACAAGGAGACACAUUUCAUUAAUAUUCCCCACUAUGCCAACAGAAUCAUAGAUUUGGCGGUAUCCAUGUUGACGGAUAAGCUGAAAAAGAGAAUAAUUGUCCACAAAAACAUUGAUGCUUUGAAGAGUAAAAUCGAUCCCGCAAUUUUACCCAAAGAAUAUGGCGGCACUGUGCCCCUGGCCGAUAUGAUCAAGGAAUUCAAAUUGAAGCUGCAACAGAAGAGAGCCACUAUUCUGGCUUUGGAUGAUAUGCACAUUGAAAUCACCAAGGAUGCUGCCAGUUUUGCCGGCAAUGAUGUUGGAGAAAUCGAUGCCGGCGUUGUGGGUAGUUUUAGAAAGUUGGAGGUGGAUUAAGCAUUGUCUUACAAACCAAACAGGCUUCCAUGCAAACGAGCAAAAAGCGCUUUAGAACAGACAACAAAUCUUCAGAAAUCUUCUCACAAGUGAAAAACAAAAUACAUACCAAUAAAAUUAAAUACCCAUGUAUAUGUAUUAAAAAACACAAAAUUAUUCUAUAUCGUAUAUGAAUAGUAUUAGGUUUUUCUCCAAUGUUUUUUUUUUCUUAUUUUGUCUUUGUUUAAAUUAUGUUAUACAUGUUUUGUUUUACGAUUUUAUAUAUAUAGAUGAAGAAAAAGAAAGAGUGGAGAAAGACAAUGAUUAUGCAAGCAUGUGAUAAGUUAUGUGUAGUUACCUUAAUAUUGAGCAUGUAUUGGCCACCAUUUUUUCCCCCAUAACCAAUUAAUCCCAUCUAUUGAUAUUUAGAAAGUUUAUUUUUUGCGAAUAUUUCCUUAAUUAAAGGAAAUUUCAUUCUAAAA